CCGUUCUUCUUCAAACGAACACAAACACUACACUAAACAAAACAACCACAAUGACCAACAGUAACAGAUCACCCCUGCCCUUCCUCUUCACCACCCUCCUCUCUCUCCUCCUCCUCCUCUCCGCCACAGCCUACGGCCGCCACGUCACCGACCGUCCAUCAUCAGAUCUGGUUUCCGACGGAGUCCAUGACGGUUUCCAGGCUCCGCCGCUCCUCCUCCUCCCCCUCAACCAGUUCCGAGCAUCGGACUCCUGCGAUCAAACCUACGGAUUCAUGCCCUGCACCACAACCGUACUCGGAAACCUCUUCCUCAUCAUCGUCUACGGAUACCUAAUGUUCCUCGCCGCCACGUACCUCUCCAAUGGCAGCGAGCUCUUGCUGGAGAUUCUAGGUCCUGGAAUCGUCGGCGGUCUCUUUCUUCCCAUUCUCGGCGCUCUUCCCGAAGCUAUGCUUAUUCUCGUAUCUGGACUCUCUGGAACUACAGAAACAGCUCAAAGUCAGGUCUCAGUUGGAAUGGGCUUGCUAGCUGGGUCUACAGUCAUGCUCCUAACUGUAAUAUGGGGAACUUGUGUUAUUGUCGGCAAGUGUGACCUGCACGAUUCAAUUGCAAUAGAUGGAAAAGAUACAAAGAAAUUUAGCUUAACUAGUUCUGGUGUCACUACUGACAUCUGGACUAGCUAUGCUGCAAGGAUCAUGGCUAUAUCUGUAAUACCAUUUCUUGUUGUCCAGAUACCACAAAUUAUGAAUUCAACUUCAGGAAGACACUUGGCAGUCUUGAUUGCACUUAUUGUCUCUGUCUGUAUGCUGAUUUCAUAUUGUCUUUAUCAGGUUUUUCAGCCAUGGAUCCAGAGGAGAAGACUUGCUUAUGCGAAGCAUAAGCAUGUAAUAUCAGGAUUUCUGAAAUAUCUAAGGAUGCGUGCACUGGGAAGGUUCAUCAAGGACAAUGGCGAGCUUAAUACUGAAAUUGUAGAAAAGCUAUUUCACACAAUUGACGGGGAUAAGGAUGGAUUUGUUUCAGAACCUGAAUUGAAAGCUUUGAUCUUAGGAAUGCGGCUUGAUGAGAUUAACUUUGAUCAGGAUGAUGCUGUGAGGAAAGUGAUGAACGAUUUUGAUACUUCUAAUGAUUAUAAAAUUGAUUUGCGUGAGUUCAUCGAUGGAAUCUCAAAAUGGCUUGAUGAGGCGAAGCAGGCUGGUGCUCCUUCUCGUGAGGCUGGUACUGCCACGAUGAAAUAUCUUGAUGACUUCCACAAGCAAACAAAGAGAGAACACUAUCUUUUAGGGGAUCAAAGCGGGGAUCAAAGUGUGGAUCAAAGUGACGAAGUCUUAGAGGGUGUUGAAAAUCCCAAGUGGACCUCUCUUAAAGCUGUGUUGAUGUUGGUAGUGGGGACUGUCAUCGCAGCUGCAUUUGCUGAUCCUUUGGUAGAUGCUGUUGAUAAUUUCUCCGAUGCCACAAGCAUUCCAUCUUUCUUCAUCUCAUUUAUUGCGCUGCCUUUGGCUACCAACUCUAGCGAGGCAGUAUCGGCUAUUAUCUUUGCCAGCCGGAAAAGGAUGAGAUCAGCCUCAUUAACAUUUUCCGAGUUAUAUGGGGCAGUAACCAUGAACAACGUCCUUUGCUUGUCGGUUUUCUUAGCUUUGGUUUAUGUCCGAGGAUUGACGUGGGACUUCUCAGCGGAAGUUCUGGUUAUUUUAGUUGUUUGCCUCGUGAUGGGUGCAUUUGCUAGCUUCCGAACCACCUUCCCUCUUUGGACAGCUUUAGUGGCGUUCUGCCUCUAUCCGUUCUCCCUGGCACUCGUGUAUGUUCUUGACUAUGUUCUUGGCUGGUCAUAGAGAGAUUCAUAGAGGUUGGUACUUUCAGCCGAUUGAGUAAUCAAUCGUGGUUUCUUACCUUUGAAACUUAUCUGCUGUUUUUUUUUUUUUUUUCCCUGUUAGUUUGUAAAUCUGAGUAUUUGUCACAUUAGUGACUUUGAAAUGUCUAGAACUAUGGCAUGGCUAUUUUCGGGAUAUAUAGAAAGCCAUGAUGAUGUUGCAUUCCAUCUUGUGUAUCAUUCAUGUGCAAGCUUGAUAUUGUAGUUUGUCUGUUAUAUGUGUGUGAAUUUUAAUUGGAUAAUUUGAUUAUGAAU
Camellia sinensis is the source of this 2119-nucleotide messenger RNA. Its product is annotated as sodium/calcium exchanger NCL. Gene Ontology annotation, biological process: calcium ion transmembrane transport; intracellular calcium ion homeostasis. NCBI's taxonomy places the organism in Eukaryota, Viridiplantae, Streptophyta, Magnoliopsida, Ericales, Theaceae. Gene Ontology annotation, molecular function: calcium ion binding; calcium:proton antiporter activity. Gene Ontology annotation, cellular component: membrane. The record is from RefSeq and is a predicted model, not a curated record.